This is a messenger RNA of Emiliania huxleyi CCMP1516, 567 nucleotides long. RefSeq lists its product as hypothetical. The record is from RefSeq and is a predicted model, not a curated record. NCBI's taxonomy places the organism in Eukaryota, Haptophyta, Isochrysidales, Noelaerhabdaceae. The transcript has 4 exons. The coding region runs from base 1 to 567 and encodes 188 amino acids.
AUGGCGAUCGGCAUCUUGCCAGCUGUGGCUUGCCCGUCUACCGCUACCGCGCCUUCAGAUACAGUCGCAGUCGCAGAGAGGCUUGGCUUCGCUCAGACGUCAUUCGUGCCUUGCUGGCGCGUGCGGUGCCAUGCUUUCCUGCGGUUCUCUACGUUUAUCGUCUUUGUCGGUGCGAUUGCCGUGGUGGCGGUGGGUGCAGCCGAGCCGAGUGUCGUCGUUGACGGCACCGCGCUCGUCUUUCGACUGCCUCGCUUCCUCUACGGGCGCGGGGACGCUGGUUUGGGGCGCCUCUCUGGCACUAUCUUUGAUGCCAGUGCGGACCCAGACCGAUGCAUUCUGCUUCAGUUCCUCGCGCGCUGUCUUGCAACCAUCUUCAGCCCAUCGACGGCCAGCACCCAGUGUCUGAUUGACCCGCCGGCUGUGCGUCAGCAGCGGCUUCAGACGGUAUGGACUGCUGUGGUCAGCGGGAUGGUCGCCGUGGUUUGCCUUGCGGAUCUAUAUGAAAUAUGCUCUGGAUCCGCGCUCUGCUCGGUGCAGGGUGGUGAACCGCGAGCGUACUACUCGUAG